CAUUUUAGCCACGUGCAUAAUAAAGUCAACUAGCGCGAUCUCUCCCUUCAACUACACGCGCAAGUGCACAACUGUCCUUUGCACGCCCAAAAAACGCAAGAUUACCCUCUUCCUUCACCAUCAUGGCAGACAACGCUGUAGUAUCUACCGACACUGGCUCUAGCCCCAGAGAACACAAUUCUGCCGGCGGGCCCAAGGCUAUCAUUAAGAACGUGGAUAUGACUGACGAGAUGCAGCAAGAGAGCGUUGAGAUCGCAUCUGCUGCGCUCGAGAAAUAUACCAUCGAGAAGGACAUCGCUGCACAGAUCAAGAAAGAGUUCGACAGACGACACGGCCCUACGUGGCACGUCGUCGUCGGAAAGAACUUUGGCAGCUACGUGACUCAUGAAACCAAGCACUUUAUCUAUUUCUACGUCGGAUCGCUUGCUAUCCUCAUCUGGAAGUCAUGAAACAAUUGUAGACUCACAUUGGAUAGAUCAAUGUGAGUUUUCUUACCCUCGAUCACAUGUCCCUUUCCUUAACCAUCAUA
Messenger RNA from Suillus clintonianus, 529 nucleotides. RefSeq names its product outer dynein arm light chain 8. The transcript is spliced from 3 exons. Gene Ontology annotation, biological process: microtubule-based process; cilium assembly. Gene Ontology annotation, molecular function: dynein intermediate chain binding; dynein light intermediate chain binding. Gene Ontology annotation, cellular component: cytoplasmic dynein complex. The record is from RefSeq and is a predicted model, not a curated record. Lineage: Eukaryota; Fungi; Basidiomycota; Agaricomycetes; Boletales; Suillaceae. Bases 123 to 449 code for a protein of 108 amino acids.